AUGACUUCCGAGUCGACUAUGGCACAGCGCACUCCUGCCUUCCUCACGCUGCCGGCUGAACUGCGCAAUACCAUCUAUGCGCUUUUACUCACAGCUCCCACUCAUGUGAAGCAGUCGCGUCGCAUUGCAACACGGGGGCUAUGCUCAGACUACAUCCUACCACCACUCGAUCUAUGCCCAGCACUGUUGCGAACAUGUCGGCAGAUUCACGACGAAGCGGCAAGCAUCCUGUAUGGCGCGAAUCAAUUCGCAUCACACCCAUCGCUACUUACUGCACUGCCAUACCUCAUGAGCCCGCGGCAACCAAUCACAGAAGGUCCCGGCCGCUGGAAGAUAAAGCGGUGGUAUAUCUAUCUCAGGCUCGAUGUGGAUGCCAGAUUCAAUGCAGAGCAGCUCAAGCAAGCAUUUUCUGGUGCUGAAGAGUUGGUAAUUGAAUACUUUCAACCAGCCUACGGCUACGGAGACGACAGCACUUUGAAGCUAUUUGAAAACAUCAGGGGCGUUGGUCUUGCAAAAGUCAUUGGUGGUAGCGGCUGUGAUCCCGAAUACGCCAGAGCACUCGAAAGAAUGCUUAUGAGUCCAGUAGACGUUGUUCCAUCCUGA
Aureobasidium vineae is the source of this 603-nucleotide messenger RNA. The record is from the annotation of a GenBank genome assembly. Lineage: Eukaryota; Fungi; Ascomycota; Dothideomycetes; Dothideales; Saccotheciaceae.